AAGUGCAGCUGACCGCUCGUUUCUACAUGCCAUGUUUGGGGAGAGGAGUCUACACUCACUGGUCAAGAUCCAUGAAAGGUUACAGCGUUUUGAAGAACGAUAUCCUGUUCCAGUACUAGACUCUGCUGCUUCUCUUGCCCAAGGGGUGUCUGAGGAGUUGCAGGCUAAACCAUUGAGUGCAGACAUCAGUGAACUGAUUAAAUUGCUGUCAAUGCCCCACUUUAAGAGCCUGCUGUCAGUUCAUGAUACAGUGGCUCAAAAGAGUUAUGAUCCUAAACUUCCUCCACUUCCAGAUGACAUUGACGAUGAAGAAGAUUCAGUGAAGAUCAUACGACUUGUCAAGAAUAAAGAGCCUCUUGGGGCCACAAUUAAAAAGAAUGAGACUACCGGAGCCAUCACCAUAGCUCGCAUCAUGAAUGGAGGUGCAGCCGACAGAAGUGGAUUAAUCCAUGUCGGAGAUGAGCUUAGAGAGGUCAAUGGCAUUCCUGUGGAGGGCAAGACACCUGAGGACAUCAUUCAGCUUCUGUCCCAGUCACAGGGUGCCAUAACAUUUAAAGUAAUACCAGGACCUGAGACGGAGGGUCCAGUCAAAGAACCCAAGAUUUAUGUAAAGGCUUUGUUUGAUUAUGAUCCAGACGAUGACAUGGCAAUUCCAUGUAUGGAAGCCGGCAUGUCCUUUAAGAAGGGUGAUGUGCUGCGAGUUAUGUGCCAGGAUGAUGCUACUUGGUGGCAGGCCAGAAUUGAGGGCACCGCUAACCCUCGUGCCGGACUAAUUCCCUCUAAACAGUUUCAAGAGAGGAGGUUUGCACUCCGCCAAACCAUGUCCAACCCUCAGCCUCAGAAGGUCUCCAGAAAACCAUCUGGUUUAAGAAAAAGUUUCCGGCUUAGCAGAAGAGGAAAGAAGACCAAUAAGUCUAUGUAUGAAUCUAAAAAGAGUGAUCAGUAUGACACUGCAGAUGUCCCAACUUAUGAAGAAGUGGCCUCUUAUCACAAAGCACCUGGAGCAAAAUACAGACUCAUCGUUCUGGUUGGUCCUACAGGAGUGGGCUUGAAUGAACUUAAGAGGAAGCUGUUAAUAUCUGGCCCACAACACUUCAGUGUCACCAUCCCACAUACGUCUCGAGCAAAAAGGAAUCAGGAGAAUGAUGGUGUGGAGUAUUACUUCAUCUCUAAACACCUGUUCGAAACUGAUAUUCACAACAACAAAUUUAUUGAACAUGGUGAGUAUAAGGGACAUUACUAUGGGACAAGCCUGGACUCUGUUCGGUCAGUUCUAGCAAAAAACAAGGUGUGCCUUCUGGAUGUGCAGCCCCAAUGUCUGAAGCAUCUUCGCACAGCUGAGUUUAAGCCAUAUGUGGUUUUUGUAAAGCCUCCAUCCAUUGAACGCCUGAGAGAAACUAGGAAGAAUUCAAAAAUAAUAUCUUCUUAUUAUAUUUUUUUGUGUUUUAACCAGGAAGAAGAUUUUCAGGAGAUGAUAAACGCAGCCCAGCAGAUGGAGAAUCACUACGGCCACCUUUUUGACACGGUCAUAGUAAACGACGACUUGGCGACUGCUUUCGGCGAGCUCAAACAGGCCCUACGGGAAGUAGAGACAGAGACUCACUGGGUCCCCGUCAGCUGGACACACUCCUGAAGGACAGAGACUCACCUAAAAAGAGGAAAGAACUUUGUAAACCCUGAUUGCUGACAAAGCUUUUAUUUAGCCUAAAUCUGGUGAUUGGGAUGGCUUGUGGGGUAUUUUAAUGACUCUCGGACAGUUUUUAUGGGUCUCUGCGUCUCUAAAAGGAGGAAUUUUAGGUUUGUUAUUGUGUGUACUUGGUCAGCAUAGCUGGACUGGAAUAAAGUGUCUAAUUACACUCGAAGCCAUCAAACAUUUGCGAUCGUUUAGCAGCAGCUGUCGAAGUGUGUGUUUAUUUGACAGCCAGGAAAAAUUGGUUGGGCGAUGUGAGCUGGUUCAUGGUGUAGUUUUGACAUUUAUUUCUAAACACCAAAGGGAUAUUUUUUCUGUGGUUAGAGUAUGUUUCGUUUUAAAGCUUAGUUAUGAAAUUUGGGAAAGUAUGAACAGUUUAGGUUUUUACAUUUUAAACUGUUGUUAUUGGGUGAUGCUGUUAUUAGCACACAAGCCCUUUGUAAGCUGUUCAAAUGUGGGCAGAACCUUGAUGAAUGUCCUCCAGAGGAGCUUUUGUAAUUAUAUUUAAUUGGGAUUUUAAUAUAUUUAAUAUUUUUAUGGGGUUAAUAUAAUUUUUUAUAUGUGUACAAAUGAUUAUACAUUUUAAUGAAUUUAGUGCUGCAGGUAUCAUAGUAAUUACACAGGUAUCAAACACAAACAGCACUCAGGUCAUUUUUAAUAUAUACAUAUAGUUAUAUAAAGGUUUUUAUCUGGGUUGGGUGAUAGUAGUGCCUUUUUUUAGAUAUAGCAGUUAUUUGAACACAACAGACACUGACUGUGGACUUUUUUCAUGUCUUAAGAGAGCUUAACUGCUGCUGUAUAAACUGCCAAAUUAUAGAAGCGUCUGCAAUGGUGAAAGACGUUUUUGUAAAAUAUUUACAGCUUUAAUCAUUAUGUAACUGUAAAACAUCUAAAACUACAGAGUUUUGUUCCAAAUAAACAUUUAUAUUUCAUAAACUGGAAAAAACAGUCAGUGGGGUUUAUAAAUGGCAUACAGUGUGCCAUAAUUUUCAGUAUGCAAUUUAGAACAGUGCGUUUUGCAUCAAAAUAAUAAUAUGUGCU
Molecule: messenger RNA, 2731 nt
Organism: Trichomycterus rosablanca
Lineage: Eukaryota; Metazoa; Chordata; Actinopteri; Siluriformes; Trichomycteridae
Gene: mpp7a
Product: MAGUK p55 scaffold protein 7a
Exons: 15
Coding region: 32-1633 (533 amino acids)
Biological process (GO): protein localization to adherens junction
Cellular component (GO): plasma membrane; cell-cell junction
Molecular function (GO): protein binding
Source: RefSeq, a predicted model, not a curated record